UCAUUUCAUUUUAUUUCCUGUUAUACUUUGAAAGUUUUACAUUUAAUUUUAAAAUGCUUAACUUCAUAUUUUAGGAUAUAUAUCUUUAGAAUUUUUAAUAAAUGUUUAGAGUUAAUUUACAUCCAUAUUAUUCCCCUAAGAAUAUAACUCAACAUGUCUUUAGUUUUCUUUUCUCCAGAUCACAAUUUCAUGGUCCUUAUGUAUGGAAUUUCAGUUCUAACUUUUUUGGGCAUUUGACUGAGGGAAAGAGAUAGGACUAUAGUGUGUGCUUGGAAAUUAUAAAUCAUAUUGUUGAAAUUAUAAAUAAUAUUUGAUAUCAUAUGUGAAGUAAGUCUAAUUGUAAGGCUUUUAUUAUGGAAAAUUGGUAAGUGGUCUUGUCAGACACUGAUGUAGGGAACCAAGAUAUGUUCCCUUUUUUCUUUCUUUCUUCUUUUUUUUAUUUUCCUUUUUGUCAUUGCUGUAAUUUCCCCACCACUGUCUCCUGAGGAAGAUGGAAGAUUGUUUAAGAUGCAUUUGUGAAGAUCUUUUGGGGAUUAUUUGAAUUUAAAAUAAAUGUGACAUAAGAGUAGAAAUUUCUAGGAUAAGAUGAAUAUAGAAUGAGCUAGGAGAUAUAUUUGUGAUUCAUCAGUCUACAGAGUUUAGUUAAAGUCAUGAGAGUAGAUAUAACCACUGAAGAAAAAGAAGAGAGCCAAAUUAAGAAUCCUCAAAAAUAUCAAUAUAUACCCUGAAAUGGGACAUAGCAAGGUGAACUAAGUAGUUAACUUCAAGAGGUAAACUGGGGAAAAAAAGAGAAACUGGAUUUCUAACAGCCAAAGCUCAUUGAGAAAUGCAUCAGUUUAGGAAAUAAGAGUGCCCAUUGAUUUAAUACUAAAAGGUGUAACUUCUGACUUUAUUGAGAGCACAUAAAGGGAACUGAAGUCAAAAUGCCUGGGGUUGAGGGGUGCAGAAAGAGUGUUUAUAGGAGUAUAGACCCUCUCACAGAUGUUUGCCAUUAAUGGAAGGCCAUGAGUUAGGAAAAAGCUACAAGAAGAGGCAGGGUUAAAGGAAAAUAGAGAAACAAUUUAGGGAGAGAAACAGAUUUAAGGACAGCUUUAGAAAAGUUUCCAAGACAAGGGAUGACUAUGGCAUAGAUAUUAGAAUGUAUGUGUGUGCUGGGAGGGAACAUGGAAGCCUGUGUGCUGGGGGCUGGGGAAGAAGGAGGCAGGCUGCUUUAGACAGCAUCAUGCAAAUGUGUCGAAAGAUUAAGUAAUCUUUCUAAUCAGUUUUUAGGUUCCAGAGUUCAAAGUGGGAUCCUGAACUAUGUCAACAUUCCCUAACCAGGCAGCCCCCAAUAACACUUCAAUGGCCCCCACCUUCUUGUUGGUGGGCAUGCCAGGUCUGUCAGCUGUACCCUCCUGGUGGACAAUACCACUCAUCACCGUCUACCUUUUCUCUGCCCUGGGCAAUGGCACUAUCCUCUGGAUCAUUGCCCUGGAUCCCACCCUGCACCGCCCAAUGUAUUUCUUCCUCUUCGUGCUUAGUGUGUCUGAUGUUGGCUUGGCCACAGCCCUGAUGCCCACCCUGCUGAGUCUUGCCUUUGCUGGAAUUCAUACAGUCCCUGCUUCGGUUUGCCUCUUACAGAUGUUCUUUGUCCACGUCUUUUCUGUCAUGGAGUCGUCUGUAUUGCUCGCCAUGGCCUUAGAUCGAGCACUAGCCAUCUGCCGGCCUCUCCACUACCCAACUCUCAUCACCAAUGAUGUCAUUAGCAAGAUUGGCCUGGCUAUUGCUUUCCGAUGCCUGGGUCUCCAUCUGCCCCUGCCAUUCCUCCUGGCCCACAUGCCCUACUGCUGCCCACAGGUCCUGACACAUUCUUACUGCUUGCACCCAGAUAUAGCCCAUUUGGCCUGCCCUGGAGCUCGGGGUGCAGUCUAUAGCCUCUUCGUGGUUCUGUCAGCCAUGGGAUUAGACCCUCUGCUUAUUUUUUUCUCCUAUGGCCUAAUUGGCAGGGUGUUGCAAGGUUUGGGGUCCAGUGAGGAUCGCUGGAAGGCUGGCCAAAUUUGUGCUGCCCACCUCUCUGCUGUCCUCCUCUUCUACAUGCCCAUGAUCCUUCUUGCCCUCAUUGACUGUCUUAGAGUGCCAAUACCUCAGCCUGCCCAUACUCUUCUCUCCUAUGUCCACUUCCUGCUUCCUCCACUGAUAAACCCCAUUCUCUACAGUGUCAAGAUGAAGGAGGUUAGAGAAAGAAUACUCAAGAGACUACAGCCCAGGAAGGUGGGUUGUGCUCAAUGACAGGGAUGCCCCUCCACCUUUGGAGGCUCAUGGAAACAAAGGUUUCCAUGACUAAGAACUCAGUUCAGCAUGCAUGAAAUGGUCACUUGGGCACACACAAGCACAUAUAUGUGGAUGUAUCUGCCUGUCCUUGAAAGUGUGCAUGUGCCUGUGAAGGAAAGUUUACAAGCUCCAGAGAAUGGCAGCGGUCUACCCACUGUUACACUACAGAUCAUGGCAUAGAACAUCCAAGAUAUAGGUCAUAUCACAACCACCCAAGUGUGUGUCUGUUAUUGCUUUGUUUUUGUUAAUUUCCCCACCACAGCUAUAUCCUAAUACCGGAGGAAACUGGAAGAGUUAAACAGCUGCACAGCAGAGAAAUGAGAAGACAGAAACCUUCUAUGGCAUUCUACGUGUGUGUGUGUGUUUGUACAUUGCUUUACAGAUCUUUUUAUGGAUUUUGAUAUAUAUGUGUCAUGUAUAUAAUCACAUAUCACUGACCUAUUAGCGUAGCCUCAUAGUCUGACUUGUUAAUAUGUGGUAUAAAGUGAUCCCCCUCUCAAAAGACAAAUAGCAGCUUUGGAAUUCUAACAAGAAUUACAUUAUUUUUAUAGAUUAAGUGUAAGUCAACAUUUAUGAUGAUAAGCUGUCACA
Messenger RNA from Hyaena hyaena (striped hyena), 2901 nucleotides. RefSeq names its product olfactory receptor 51S1. Bases 1300 to 2268 code for a protein of 322 amino acids. NCBI's taxonomy places the organism in Eukaryota, Metazoa, Chordata, Mammalia, Carnivora, Hyaenidae. The transcript has a single exon. The record is from RefSeq and is a predicted model, not a curated record. Gene Ontology annotation, biological process: G protein-coupled receptor signaling pathway. Gene Ontology annotation, cellular component: membrane. Gene Ontology annotation, molecular function: G protein-coupled receptor activity; olfactory receptor activity.